AAAUUCGAAGCGAUUGCGUUUCUCAUAUUGCACGACUCACCCUUACAGAUUUGCCCAAAGAUAAAUUAUAUCUUGCAUUUUGUAUUACGACUUCAUUUUAUGUUCGGCUAAUUCUAUGGUCCUAUUAUUGUUUCAGUGAUUUACGUUUAUUUGUUUUGAAAUAUUUUAGAAUCAGAUUUUUUUAAAUAAAAUAAAAUGACCAAAGAAUGUGAAAACAUUUUGUUUUCUACAAGGGGGGUUCGCAAUGACAUCGACAUAUAUCCUCAAAAACGAAAACGAGAUCCAAAUUUCAGUACAAAUGAAAUACAACUCUUAGUGUCCAUAGUAAGCAAAUAUGCGCAUAUUACAGAAGACAAAAAGACGGAUAGAUCUUCUGUAGAAACCAAAAAUAAAGUAUGGAAAACAAUAGAAAAGGAAUUUAAUGCUUCAAAUUCUGAGGGCCUGUUUAGGAAUGCACAAAAAUUAAAAAAAUGUUUUGAAAAUAGAAAACAUGAGAUAAGAGUGAUGGAGAUAGAAAAAUCAAAAAGGAAAUACCUUGGCAGUAAAGCUUUUUUCGAAGAAGAAAACAACUUAAUUAAAAAUGGAGCAUCUGAUGAAAAAGAAUAUAUUCAACCUUCUAGCUUGGAAAGUCAUUAUCUUGAAAAGCGAGAUGGGAGUGAGGAAAUGAAACUAUCAACAAUGAAUGACAAAUCUUUAUACAGUCUUGAGUUUAAUGGGUUUGAUAGUAGAAGAACUGAUCCUCUCAGAAAGGGUGAAGAUAAUAUGGAAUAUAUGUAUGACAGUGAAAACACUCAGGGUAAUGAAAUUGAAAGUUCAAAUUAUAAACUGUCAGAUGUUGGUUCAUCAGACAUUGAAUAUGCCUGUGAAUGCGAAUUAAAUACCAAUAUGGAAGAAGAACAUUCAAGUGGGGGGAAACACUCUUGCCCAUGUAUAAAGUGUCACAAGUUCAUUUUGCCAAAAUUUCAAGAGAAAUAUGAUAAACUGCUUGAUAAGAGACUGGCACUUAUAGCAAAUCAGAUAGAAGAUUUUGAAGAAGAACGUGACUUUAGAAAAAAGGAGAGGAAGCUUAAGCUACAAUUAUUGCACCUACAAAUUGCAGCACUUAAGAAAUAAUAACUUUAAAAUUUUGGUUA
Molecule: messenger RNA, 1133 nt
Organism: Cylas formicarius (sweet potato weevil)
Lineage: Eukaryota; Metazoa; Arthropoda; Insecta; Coleoptera; Brentidae
Exons: 3
Coding region: 196-1113 (305 amino acids)
Source: RefSeq, a predicted model, not a curated record